UCCUCCACCUCUUCCUCCUCCUCCUCCUCCUCCUCCUCCUCCUCCUCCUCAGCCUCGAGGUCGACAUCGACGCCCGUGCAGCCUCCAGCAGGCAGCAACGGAGUCGCGGCCGCCGCGGCCGCCAACAGAGCUCGUCCCUCGGAGGACUACUUGGAGCAAUUCAUGCGAGUCGACCAAACGCAGAACAUCCUCUGGCGUCAGUUGGCCGACCGGUUUCAGCGCAGUCUGGCGCCCAACCAAUGCGGCGUGUGUAGCAAAGUUCUCAGCUGUAGGAGUGCCCUGACGAUGCACUAUCGAGUGCACACAGGUUAG
Protopolystoma xenopodis is the source of this 312-nucleotide messenger RNA. The record is from the annotation of a GenBank genome assembly. NCBI's taxonomy places the organism in Eukaryota, Metazoa, Platyhelminthes, Monogenea, Polystomatidea, Polystomatidae.